This is a messenger RNA of Polyodon spathula (Mississippi paddlefish), 2184 nucleotides long. It is a transcript of the gene lhcgr, whose product is annotated as luteinizing hormone/choriogonadotropin receptor. The transcript has 12 exons. Gene Ontology annotation, molecular function: luteinizing hormone receptor activity. The record is from RefSeq and is a predicted model, not a curated record. Gene Ontology annotation, cellular component: membrane. Lineage: Eukaryota; Metazoa; Chordata; Actinopteri; Acipenseriformes; Polyodontidae. The coding region runs from base 1 to 2184 and encodes 727 amino acids. Gene Ontology annotation, biological process: ovarian follicle development; luteinizing hormone signaling pathway; phospholipase C-activating G protein-coupled receptor signaling pathway.
AUGGCUGCGUCCAGAUUUAUUUUAAGUGUUAACAUCCAUUCAUCCUUGACUUCUUUGAGUCUUGUGUGUCCAGAUGUCUGCCGAUGUACCAACAAGACUCUAAGAUGCAAUGCAGAGACAGAGGCUCUUCUUCCAGCUGCAAGAGACGCAUAUAGGAGACUAACAUUGACCCAUCUCCCUUUAAAAGUUAUUCCUAGCCUUGCUUUUGAAGGACUAAGCAGCGUGUUUAGAAUUGAGAUCUCUCAAAGUGACUUACUUGAAAGAAUAGAAUCUCGUGCCUUCAAUAGCCUUCACAACCUGUCAGAAAUCUCAAUCCAGAACACUAAAAGCCUGGUGGACAUUACUCAAGAAGCAUUCAAGGAUCUUCCGAAGUUAAGAUACCUGAGCAUUUGUAACACUGGAAUACGAACAUUCCCUGACCUAACAAAGAUAUUUUCUGCUGUGUCCAACUUUUUUCUGGAAAUUAGAGACAACUUACACAUAAAAGCAAUUCCACCCAAUGCCUUUUUGGGACUGGCCAAGGAGAGUGUAACAAUGAAACUAUGUAACAAUGGCUUAAGGGAAAUACAAAGCCACGCCUUCAAUGGGACAAAGCUUGAUACAUUGGAGCUGAAAGAUAAUAAACACCUCCGAGUAAUGCACAGAGAUGCGCUAAAAGGGGCCACGGGGCCAGAUGUAUUAGAUGUUUCCUCGACAGCACUAGAAUACCUUCCCACCUGUGGACUGGAGUCUGUCCAUAUACUGAUUGCUCGUUCUUCUUACUCCCUGAAGAAAUUACCGCCUUUUAGUGUAUUUGUCAAUCUACACGAAGCUUAUUUAACAUACCCGAGCCACUGCUGUGCCCUUCAGAAUUGGAGAAUCAAAACGCAGAGUUCUUUGAUUGCUAGUUGGACUAACCUAUCCAGACAGUGUGAAGAGGAGAGAAGCAUGUCAGAAUACAUUUCAAUCCCAACAAAUGGACGAUCCAGCUCACCUGUGGUGACUCAGUUCCCCAUUACCUCGGAGUCCAGAUCCCCAACAGAGAAUUUCUCCACUUUUUCAGAGGAAGAGCUGGAAAUGUUGGAUUUCCAUUAUCCAGAAUUAGACUUUUGCCAGACUGAAAUAAAACUCCAGUGCACCCCUGAACCCGACGCCUUUAACCCUUGUGAAGAUAUCAUGGGGUAUGCUUUCCUGCGAGUCCUCAUCUGGUUUAUCAACCUCCUCGCCAUCAUGGGCAACCUGACCGUGCUGCUGGUUUUCAUGACCAGCCAGCACAAGCUCACUGUCCCACGGUUUCUGAUGUGCAACCUUGCCUUUGCUGACUUCUGCAUGGGAGUCUAUCUGCUCCUGAUCGCCACGGUGGACUACAGAACGAGAAGUCAGUAUAACCACUACGCGAUAGAGUGGCAGACCGGCCCUGGGUGCAGCUCGGCUGGGUUUUUCACAGUGUUUGCCAGUGAGCUCUCUGUAUACACGCUGACUGUCAUCACCCUGGAGAGGUGGCACACGAUCACCUAUGCCAUGCAGCUGGAGCGCAAGCUCUGCCUAAGGCAUGCAGUGCUGAUAAUGCUGGGUGGCUGGAUCUUCUCUAUCACGAUGGCGUUUCUGCCUCUUUUGGGGGUCAGCAGUUACAGGAAGGUCAGCAUCUGCUUGCCAAUGGACAUUGAAACGUCAGUCUCUCAGGCCUAUAUCAUUGUAAUUCUGCUUAUAAAUGUCCUCGCCUUUGUCAUUAUCUGUGUCUGUUAUAUCAAAAUCUACCUGGCGGUAAAGAACCCAGAGCUUGUUGCCAGGAAUACAGACACAAAGAUUGCCAAAAGGAUGGCGGUGCUCAUCUUCACAGACUUCACCUGCAUGGCGCCCAUAUCUUUCUUUGCCAUUUCAGCAGCCUUCAAGGUCCCUUUGAUCACAGUGACAAACUCUAAGAUACUGUUGGUUUUGUUUUAUCCCAUUAAUUCCUGUGCAAACCCUUUCAUGUAUGCCAUUUUCACUAAAGCCUUUAGAAGGGACCUUUGUGUCCUGAUGAGCUGGUUUGGGUGCUGUAAAACAGAGGCCAAUACGUACAAGUUGUCCAUCUAUUAUUCUCGGAAGAACGGCAGCUCGCUAACGGCUAACAGGAGUUCACGGGCUGUGUUAAAAAUGACAGCUUUCAGCUGCCAGCCUUCCCCGGGUAGACAGGAAGAACUGUUUUGCAAAGAAUGUGAAUAA